Molecule: messenger RNA, 2484 nt
Organism: Orbilia oligospora ATCC 24927
Lineage: Eukaryota; Fungi; Ascomycota; Orbiliomycetes; Orbiliales; Orbiliaceae
Exons: 5
Coding region: 1-2484 (827 amino acids)
Biological process (GO): metal ion transport; transmembrane transport
Cellular component (GO): membrane
Molecular function (GO): magnesium ion transmembrane transporter activity; cobalt ion transmembrane transporter activity; cobalt ion binding
Source: RefSeq, a predicted model, not a curated record
AUGGAACAGCGACAAUCUAGCUCUCGCCGCUCCAGUGACGCGGGUCACUACGUCCAUUUCACGCAUCAUGGCCUCGCCGCAGGCCACGGUACCAAUACUGCGCCUAGUAGCGGACGCAACAGUAUGUACGAUUACCCUGCCACGAGCACCAACAUGUCCGGUUUUGCAACCGCGGCAGGGACAACAGCUACACCUGGUGGAGGUUCGCCAUGGUCUGGUUUUCCUCCCCAAAUCAAACGAUACGCAUUGAUGCCCACCAAGGGGAAAGAUUGGGCAAAAACCAAGAAGGACAUGCGAUGGGAUGAGAAAUUUUGUGGGCCGAAUAAGAGGGUUAGGAGGUUGUUGAUGGUUGAGUAUUGUAAAACCGAGGAGGUGGAGCCGGAUGGGAAGCGGUUUAUUAAGAUGGAGGCGAAGGCUCUGGAGUGUAGUGAUAUGGAAUCUCUUGAGACUUUGUGUAAAAUGGAAAGAGGCGAUGAUGUUAUCCUACGAGUAUUCCACGUCCAAAACUUCCCACAGGCAACCGAGUUCUUCGUCGCAAAGUAUCGAAUGCACGACAGGAAGAAUAUCGAAGGAUGGGAUAACCUGAAAGAAUGGGUGUACCAUUUCCGUCCUACCCGUCGAGCAGGGAAGGCAGUGCCUAUGGCGAAGACAUUCAAGAAACGACAAAUGCCUGGUUUGGCUAAAGUUGCUUGGGGAAUGGAUUGCCUCAAGGUCAUGAGGGUGGGCUAUAGACCCGAUGAUAAUAAAGAAAGACACCCUGAUACGAAAGUUGCAGAGUUGAAGGGGUUUUUGGAUGACGAUGAAGCGACGGAUGAAGACUCUGGAAAGCCGGGGCUGUUGAGGCCAGAAGAUCCCUGGGAGUCGGAGGAUGACGAGAGGUCGCCGUCACCGCAUUGGAUUGAUACAGACCCAAAUAAUCCUAGGCUCGCUCACCAUACGCAUGACAUUUACUCCCAACGUUUAUCGGUCUACCUUCAGUGGGUUACAAGCGAGGCUCACAAACCCCGCCCCCAUCACUCAGACGACCCAGAGCGCAAAGCAGUGGACGUCUACGAUGGUGGCUCCACCGUCAUUGUCUUUGAUAACUCUGAAUCUCUAUCGAUUGAUGACACUAUUGUCCCUGCUCACGGCGAGAUCGAAAGAAUCUGGCGUGGUCCCGGCACUAGUUACUACGAAAUAGUCACCGACGAAGAUGGACAAGAUAUCAAUGGCUCGGGGAACGAAAAAUUCUCCCGCGAUUUCGUCCAGCGUGUCGUCGAAACGAUCUACAACAGCGUGGCGGACUGCUGGGAAGCCGUGCUUGAUGUCGCCUGGGAUCAUGAAUCCAUUCUUCAGGAUAGUAUCUACGAACAUCCUGCAGAUGAAUCGCGAGCACCUGAGUUGUUUAAAAACUCGGAGACGUGGUUGAAGUUUUCGAAGUUGAUGUCGUAUCAUUUGGAAUGUAUUGGGGAUGUGCAGGAGUAUAUUGGUGAUUUUAGGGAUGAAGAUGAAUCUAACGACUCAGAUACGGCGGUGUUUACUUGGUUGAGAAGUGUGGAGCAGACAUUCCUGAGGUUGAAUGGAUACAUUGAAGAAGAUCUGAUUAAACAGACAGACAAAUUAACUGAUUUGAUGUAUAAGACGGUGGGCAUUCGAGAUUCUCAAGAUUCGCUGAGAUUGGGAACGAGUAUGUGGCGGUUGUCUUGGGUGACAUUCGUAUUCUUGCCACUUUCAUUCAUUACCAGUUUCUUCGGAAUGAACGUGGAUGCAUUUGAAGAUAACCCUCCAAUCAAGUGGUACUUCAUUGCAUCUGUGCCAUUUAUGACUCUCGUCUUAAUUUCUGUUUUCGUGCUGAAAUGGUUUAUUGACCGACACCGACGUCCAAUAUAUGAGCGUGGAGUAUACGAACGUCUAUUCAAUGACCUACAGCAACAAAAUGCAGAUCUUUGGUCUUCACACGGUCCUCGUGAGAUCAAACCCAUCGGCGUCAUUUCUCACAUCAAAUGGUGGGUACUCUACCAUUUCACAAAGGGACGAUCGAGCUUCAAAGGUACCAAUAUCGAAUACGAUUCUUUUUGGUCACGAUUCAAGCAAUAUUUGGUCUGGAGAUGGAGCCCCGAUAUCGUUUUCCAACCCCAGGACACCUGGACGGAUAAGGAAAGUGGAGAGGGUAUUUCUAGAGGCAGGCAGAAUAGUUUACAAAGACCACCACCAAGUCCUAGAGUGCUGCCUUCAGGAACGAUCGGACCGGGACCGGGACCGAAGAGAGUUUUGUCAGGACCAGGCCGCCCAGCACUCCGCCGUGGACAGAGCGUCAGCUUUUCGCAGAGGAGCGCGAGGAGCGAAAAGAGUGCUGUGAGGGUGGAGAAGUCACAGCCAUUCGAGUAUAAAGGUACUCUAACGCCGCCACCAGCGACACAUACGCCUCCACCUCCGCCACGAGGGGCGCUUGCUCCGACGGUCUCGAUAGAAAGAGCAUCAUCUUCACCGCCGCGUCAAGGUUAA